AUGCACAGUCACAGUUCCAUUUCUGGACUCUCCCAUCGCAGCCGCUUUCCAUCCCUCAGGCACGUGGGCGAGAGACUGUACGAAGAGAAGGAAGACGACUGGGAGAGCGUUCGAAAGCCAUUCGAACCCCGAUGGGCCAUGCACGACCGAGCGACCCUCUGUUUCCAUGCCUAUUACCUCCAUCGUCUUUCGUAUCCCUAUCCCCUCGAUCCGUCUCGGAGAAAUACCCUCAUCAGGAUGGUGAAGAUCUACUAUCAUCUUCAAGAUGACACCAUCUCCGUCUUCGAACCUCCCGAACACUUCGAUUCGUUCCUCGCACUGCAGGAGUGGUUGAAUUCUGAAGGCGUUGAGGUGAACGAGGCGGAAGAAGUGCCAGAAGAGAGCGAACUGAAGGAAAGUGAAGACGCGGGAGAGCCCCGCUGA
Molecule: messenger RNA, 423 nt
Organism: Darwinula stevensoni
Lineage: Eukaryota; Metazoa; Arthropoda; Ostracoda; Podocopida; Darwinulidae
Source: the annotation of a GenBank genome assembly